This is a messenger RNA of Bipolaris sorokiniana ND90Pr, 528 nucleotides long. RefSeq lists its product as uncharacterized. NCBI's taxonomy places the organism in Eukaryota, Fungi, Ascomycota, Dothideomycetes, Pleosporales, Pleosporaceae. The record is from RefSeq and is a predicted model, not a curated record. The transcript has a single exon. The coding region runs from base 1 to 528 and encodes 175 amino acids.
AUGGCUCUCGCCAGUGCCUCACAAGUCUUUUCGAUUGUUCCUUUGAGCGGUACCAGCCCUAUCCAUCUGGGCGCUGUCGGCACGUACGACAACGGACUUGCCAUUGGUCCAAAGCAAAAUGCUUCUUGCGGUGUUCCCGAUGUCAACUACGCUAGCUUCUUCCUGAGCGACGAGCCCAACAAUCUCUACCUCUACACCGACAACCCUCCUCGCCGGGCAUUCGUCGACCUCUCCGAGUUCGGUAACAGCCGCAUCCGUUUCUACAGCGGAGUCGCCCCAACCCCCGACGAGAACUUUGAGCUUGCUCAGUUCACCAUCAAGGACGACGCCUUGUUCCUCGUCGACCACUCUCCCGAGGGAGUCCGCGCCCUCAAUUUCCAGGGCUGCCCCCUCCGCAACGGCGAAGGCUACAGCGUCAACGUCAACAACCCCGAGUUCCCUGCCAGCCCCUCAUGCAUUGAAUUCACCGCAAGGGUCUCCUACACAGACAAGCCCAUCAAGUGCCUCUACAACGAUAUCCGUUUGUAA